AUGCUGUUCAGGGACCAGUUCAUGCAAAACGCCGCUGAAGAGAGCUCCAGGCCGCCCGUGCCCAGCAAGGAUACCAUGCUACGGGGAAAUCAGAACACUUUACUGUCCAGGGCAUACCAUGAAGCUUCUUCGACGCAGCCGUUUCUGCCCCUAGAUGCUGACUUCUCAAAUCAAAGACAACACAACACGCCCUACGGGUACAGGUACUACGAGAGCGGGAACAGCGUGAACACGUUUGGGGAACAGCACGAGAUGGCGCGUUUCCCCAGUAGCUCGAACCCGUUUGAAGAGGCGAAGGACCCCUUCAGCUCAAGGUCCGGGUCUCAUGAGUACCAUGUUACGGGUAGCCAUGACGACGUGGAGAACGAAAGUAUUACGGAGAAAGUUAGGAAGAACGACAGGGCCAGACGUAAGCUCGAAAAAAGACUCCCCAGGUUCCACUACACGAAACUACCUUACUUCACCAUCUUGGUCACGCUCAUUCAGGUGAUUGUUUUCAUUGUGGAGUUGGUGAAAAUGGCCCAGCUUACGGGCCUGGCCUUCCAGACAAGCCCAUACUUCAAUCCGAUGCUAGGGCCCUCGACGUACUUGUUGAUCAAUAUGGGUGCUAGGUACGUGCCAUGUAUGCACAAGCUAGCGGGAAUCACAUCAGACCCUACAGUCCAGUUUCCUUGCCCCAACUCCACAUCAGUAGACACAAAUGUGUGCAAUUUGGCCGAGCUUUGCGGACUUAGUGGUAUUUCCCAAGACUCCAAUGGGUAUCAUCCCGACCAAUGGUAUCGUGUGAUCACGCCGAUCUUUCUACACGCUGGCUUUCUUCACAUUGGAUUUAACUUGCUUUUACAGGUGACCAUGGGUGCCUCUGUGGAAAGGGCCAUAGGCGGCUUGAAGUAUGCCAUCAUAUACAUGGCGCUGGGAAUCUCUGGAUUCCUCCUAGGAGCAAAUUUCUCCCCCAACGGCAUUGCCUCUACUGGUGCGUCCGGUGCUCUCUUUGGCAUCAUCGCUGCAAACUUGCUACUCUUCAUCUAUUGUGGCCGCAAGAAUACCAAUCCCUACGGCACCAAACACUACAAGCUAUUUAUUUUCAUCAUGAUCUUCGAAGUGAUCAUUUGCUUUGUGUUGGGGCUUCUUCCUGGCUUGGAUAACUUCAGUCAUAUCGGUGGUUUUUGUAUGGGUCUUCUUCUACUGAUACUAUUUCUUCCUGACCCUUCUUUCGUUUACAUUGACGGCGUCUAUACAUACUAUGCUGACACAUCCACAUUACAGCUUAUGCUUAAUAGUUGGAACCCGAUGGACAAGUACAGCGACAAGAUCAAAUGGAAAGUUCUAGCUUGGGCUGGUUUCCGUGUGGUGUGCCUAGUAUUGGCGAUCUUGUACUUUGCUCUUUUGUUCAAAAAUCUUUAUUCUAAAGGGAUGGAGGAAGGCAAAAAGACUUGUACUUGGUGCAAGUACAUCAACUGUAUCCCCGUCAACGACUGGUGCAAACAGGGAGAAGUGAGUGUCGAGAAUGUGGACAGCUCAGGCAACACCGACUCAGCCGCUUCUCCCACAGGUAAUACUGAUCCCGCGAGCCAAUCGUUUUCCCUUAUGACUAUCACCUCGCCCGGGCAGACCGUUGCCACAGAAAUUCCAAAUACGCAAAAAAGAGGUAUCGCUGAGUCGUACCCAACAGACACACUUCAACGAGAUGCCGCCAACGCUUUCCAAAGACGAUUCCAGGUGGAUAUACUGACCACUUUCAACCCGGAAACGCCACUUGUGGGCCACGACACGUCGCUACAGCAGCCAGCGAGCAUCCUUGCAUACUUUACGCUUGUAGCCGUGAUGGCAUUCCAAGCGUUCCAGUUUGCUCGUCGUCGCUCGCACAAGAACUAA
Molecule: messenger RNA, 1875 nt
Organism: Candidozyma auris
Lineage: Eukaryota; Fungi; Ascomycota; Pichiomycetes; Serinales; Metschnikowiaceae
Gene: RBD1
Product: Rbd1p
Exons: 1
Coding region: 1-1875 (624 amino acids)
Biological process (GO): proteolysis
Cellular component (GO): membrane
Molecular function (GO): serine-type endopeptidase activity
Source: RefSeq, a predicted model, not a curated record